AAUUCUCUGAACAAAGUAGCUGGUGGAAUAUACCUUAGCUGAAUCGGUGCUCGUUCUGAUCACAUUGUCACCAAAUUCGAGAAUACACACAUCUGGCUUCCAACACGUUCACCUAAAAUUCCUAGCCGGUAAAUUUUUUCCAUUGAAUUUUCUUAACAUCAAAAUGAACGAUACCGGCGGUGAAUCCUGUUCAAAUGAACCACUAACUAAAGAAUUAGUUGGCAAAGAAACCCCAACUCCAUUAGCCGAAGCUGUUAUGACAGUUGCACUUAAUGAAUUGAACGAGAAUGCCGCUUUCAACAAUGAUUUAAAUCCUCAAAAUGCUGCUGCUACUUCAGGAGUUCCUGUUCCUGUUCCUGUAACUGAGGAGAAAAUUAUCCCCCAAGAAGGAGAGGAACUAGUUCCAUCAACCGACGAAAGUGAGGUUAUCCCAAAAGAUCCCGUUACACCGAAUGAUCUAGAUCCAACAGGACCUUCUGUCGCCGCAGUAGCCACCAUUGAAAAUACAUUUAAAAAUGAGCAAACCACUGACGUCACAACUGAUUCAAAUAAAAUGGAUCCUAUUCCAAAAACUGAUGCUGAUGUCCCAGAAGAAAAUGAAGACAUUAUGGUUCCAGUUGUGGUUCCCGAGGAGGCACCAGUUCCUGAAGAGCCACUUCCAGUCGUCGUGGAAGUACCACCAGUUGCUCCGGAGCCACUAGUUCCGUCAGUGGAGCGAUCAAAAACUCCCGAUCCGAUCCAAACCGCUCCAGAAAGACUUCAGAUUCCAGAAAGUCUACUACCACCAGACUCCUUUGGAUCGGGAUUGUUUGGGGUAUCACAGCCGUUUGGUGCUUCGGAACCGUUCCUGCCACCGGAGCCGUUAAUGCCGGCUGGAGCGUUCGUCAAUCCAGGACCAUUUGGACAAUCUGAGCCGUUUGUAGCACCCGGAGCGUUUGUGCCACCGGAGGCGUUCGACCUGCCGGAUGGUUUUCUUUCGCCAGCAUCAUUAAUCCGACCGGAAUCUCCACUACCAUGGCGCGGUCCAUCUCUACACAAUCCAUUCUCAUUAUUCAACACGGCUGUGGAAUUCGAUCACGAUGGUUAUGUCCUCCUGGCCCAGCCGGUACCACACUCCGAGCCGCCCAUUAGGGUUACCGACUUUGACGAAGAAGAUGACUACCUAUAUCCGAUUCCCGAAGAGCCAUACUAUCCAACCGGACCGAUAGAUUACUUCCACGAUGCAUUCCCCAUGCCGGAGCCACAGCGCUAUCCGGUGGCACUUUCCCUAUUCACCGCAGAGAUCAUACACGAGGAGAUACCGGAAGUCAUACCCCAGGAACAGACCCCGGAGGAGACCCCCGAAGAGCCGGCAAAUGAGUCGGCCGAUGAGUUGAUGGACGAGACUCCGCCACCAGAUGAGACACCCGAGGACAAGGCCACGUCGCGAAAACUGAAGUUCGCCGGGAUCUGCCGGCUUAAGGACGAGACUCUGGAGCGCUUGUACAAUCUGGAUCGCCUCUCGGACGAGGAACUGGCAUCGGUGGGCCUGACCCGCAAGAGCCUGAUCGACGACUAUCGUCACCUGCACGAGCUAUCGAUGCUCCGGGAGAGGGAGCAGGAGAAGCGUCGUCCGGUGGCGCCGCAAACCCAACGCCCCAGCCGCUCUCGGCUGCCGCAGUACCGGGCCAGGGAGGUGCGUCCGGUGAAGACCUACAAGUUCCAACUGCUUAACCAACUGGUGAAGGUGAUGAAUACCGAGAUCGAUCCUCUUACCAUUUUCCGUGAGCAGCAGUUCGAGUUCGAUGCCGAUUACUACGAGGACGAGACCGUCGCCCGGAUGCCAGCCAAGGAGCGUGAGAAGCGUCGCUUCGAGUCCUUCUGCGACCACCUGGACAACAUGUUCAUCAGCGGUGAUCGUAACAUGGCCAUCGACAUGGUCGUCGACGCCCUCAUCCGUCUCAACAAGCGCCGCAAGCAGUUGUCCAUCGCCGCCAGCCAGGGCAGUCGCCUUCGGGCCUAAUCCCAUUUCCAGAUCAUGUCCCUCAUGCGUCUCCGUUUCCACUUUCCGGCCAAGCCUCCUGAAUGGUUCGUUUCUCAAAAUCUAUACAGUUAGCGGAGGCCGGAAGCUGGAUGCGAUGCCCUUCCUGUUGAUUUGUUUAUUAUUUUAUUAUUUCAUUUUCCACGAAUAUACGAUUCUUGCCAGCUAGUGACAUUGUAAACAUUUUCAAAUAAAUUCGGAUUCCUAUGAAAAAUGCA
This is a messenger RNA of Drosophila ananassae, 2238 nucleotides long. RefSeq names its product titin. NCBI's taxonomy places the organism in Eukaryota, Metazoa, Arthropoda, Insecta, Diptera, Drosophilidae. The record is from RefSeq and is a predicted model, not a curated record. The coding region runs from base 164 to 2002 and encodes 612 amino acids. The transcript has a single exon.